Molecule: messenger RNA, 9933 nt
Organism: Ambispora leptoticha
Lineage: Eukaryota; Fungi; Glomeromycota; Glomeromycetes; Archaeosporales; Ambisporaceae
Source: the annotation of a GenBank genome assembly
AUGGAAAAUUUAAGAAAUGAAAUAGACGCGAGAUCCGUUAUUUUAUUAAUAAAAAAUUCGCUCUAUUACACCACAGUUGACCAUCAUAAAUGGAUAUUAAAACAUUUAUUUCAACCACUCAGUCUUAAGGAAGACGAGCAUCUUCAAGUAUUACACUGUUCAAAUGCUCGUCUAUCUUCUUUGAUACAAGCUCAGACUCAACGAAAAGCUCGUAAUUUAUACACAUCUGAGAAUUUGCCGCAUGAUCACAAUACUCGAGAAAAACAUUACAGACUUAUGCCUCAUACUCGAAUUAUUUCGCUGAGCAAAAAAUAUAGAAUGGUUUUUCUUGUGGAUGUAACGUCAUCUCUAGCAACAAUUGAUUAUGCAACAGAAAAUAUUAUUAUGUCAGAAGUCUUUGAAACUUUACGAAAAUGCCUAGAAGGACUUGCCCAGUCAUUUGUUUUACAAGAUCUGGAAAAAGACCAGGCCCUUUUGGUUGAGCCCGAAAUAUCAAUAAUAGUUAUAGCUGAAUGCUCGCAAUUUGCCUCGAAUGCAAAUUUAAUACCGCUAUUAGCAGAAUUUCCUACAAUGCGGGUUCUUCUUCAAGGAAUUGUAAUAACACAGAAAUUAUUACCGCAAAUAAUUGCAAAGUUACAAAUAGAACUCGCAAAAUUCCAAGACAGUUUGGCUUUAUUUCGUCAAAGGUUAAGACGAAAAGAUUUUGCUGUCGCAUAUGUUAUGGAUGUUGCAGGACCCAAAACUGAGGAAUUGGCUGACGUGGCAGGCUCAGGAAAACCACUUUUCGAUAAAAAAGAUAAUAUUUGGAAAUUAGGAUCAAGUGGCGGCAAUCUGUCUUAUAGCUUAAAUGCGGGCUUAUUUGCAAUGGAUUUACUUCCCAAUGAAGGACUACCUUCCUUGGUUAUCAUUACAGAUGGUGUGGUUAAAUCUAAUCUCGCAAAUAUGUCAAUUGAUGAUGAUGUUCUUCAACGCCUCUCCAAUAAAGGCAUUAAUUGUAAUAUAAUUCAAGUUGGAUCCAGUCAAGGAUUCAAUCCUGGAUGCAAUUUUGGUCUAGUCCCUGAUAAUGAAAUCUUGCGAUUUGUGGCAGCUGCGACUUCCGGUCUUUUUCUUUACUCAUCCGAUUGUCCAAAGAUCGCUAUUAGCAGUGAUAAUUCAAAAAUAAAUAAUUCUCUUUCGCCAAAUUUUUAUCACAAAUGCUUUCUAAUGAAAGAAUUCAGUUUUAACAAGAAAAAAGGUGUAUCGAGAUAUCCGAGUAUUCCAGGUGUAGAAGAACGUGCUAUUGAUGUUCCCCGUGAAAGAUAUGUCAACGGGGAGGAUCAUAUGCUUGAAUUUAAUUCUUACAAAUUUUUUCCUUGGGAUCCAAAAAGUGAACCUCCGGCAGUUGAAACGAUACUGACAAGGUUUCAAGAAUACUCUUUGCCUAUUGAUGUUCAACUAUUAAUAGCAGCUCGCAUACGACAAGGAUUUACCAUUGAUCAUGUAGUGCUUAAAGCUGAGAAGCUUCAUAUUACCAUGUCACGUCUUUGGCUUCCAAAUGUUACAAUCCAGUACAAAAUUAAGGCAUUAUGGGCAGGUGAAGCAAAAGGAAUGACUCGAUUAAAAUCACCAAGAAUUGAGAUUAAUGUUUUAGCCUACACAUUAUUUGCUUUAUAUUUUGUGAAUUUUCAGACAGCGCAACAAAAUAACGAUCCGAGUCAUCCAUUAUUCUCGAAAGUUAUAAGAAUGCUAAAGUUUUUGACCACAAUUUAUGAAACGGAUGAUUUAUUCAAGAAGCAUCUUUAUUUCAAAAAUUCAAAGGACAAUAAUAAAAGUUAUAUUCAUCGCACUACUGAGAACAUUAAUCCACAAUCUAACCGUCUCGAAAAUUUUAAACAGUUUCGUGAUUCUCUCGAACAGAAUCAUUUUCAUUGGGCCUAUGAAGAAAUUAAAUUCGAUUAUCUUUUUGCGCCGACGGCAGCUUAUCAUAUGAAAGUAUCCAUGCCACAAUCUCUUGCAACAGAACGUCUAUGUAGAAAAGCAUUAUCGAAGAUUCGUGAAAAUUUAAUAACUUCAUGGGAAAGUUUUUCCCCCUCAAACAAUGUAUACGUGAAAUUCAUUGAUAGGGGUGAAAAAAGUUUAUCAACAACAAGCUUUUGUGAACUUCGUCUUGAUCAUCAAAUCGGCUGUUUAUGGAAUGUGAAGCUGGCAUUUUUUAAUAUGGAUGUAUCCCAUCGUCAACAUGCACGCCAAGAUAUUAUCAAUAUCUUGACCAAAGUACAAUCAAAUGAAGACAAUGACUAUACAAUACAUAUAUGUAAAAGACCUUUAUCAGGAUUAUUAAUGAAAGCUCUGAAUAUUUCCUCGGAGGGAGACUUUUCUGUGGGUAUCGGACUAGAAACUAGUUGUCAUCCUAUUGCGCAAUCAUAUUUAAGACAUUACAGAAGGGCUUGGCUGACAGAUCUUGAUGAAGAGGUGUUCUUUAAAGAUUUUCGGAUAACGCCUAUUCAAGAUUUGGCUUUUCAAUAUCUAUGUCGAACGAGAAUAGAUGAAGGUUAUAUUUUGGUGUAUGAGAAAACUGAUAAGCAAAUAUUUUAUCGUGAAUUACAAUAUAAUGAGAAUAAUCCGAAUAUAAAAUUCGGAGGUAAUCAAAGUAAGGUUUGUGGGAUUCUAUAUCAAGUUUUCAAAGACCCGUACAAUGGCGAAAUAAUUACAGAAUUAUGGAUGGAGCCAACUCAAGAUAUAGAUUUGAAGGAUAUUUAUAAUUCUAUAUCAAAGCAAAUCCAAGAAAUUGAUCGGCUAAAAAUUUCUCAUUUAGUGACUUUUGAUCAAAUUUAUUAUAUUGCAAUCGCUAAUUCAAAACAGGCGCAGCAACAAAUUCUAAAUCCUAAUUCAGGAAAUAUCCACGAGAAAAAUGCACAAUUAGAUAAACUCCCUCUUCCUGAACUCUUUGAUCUAACAGCCCUGCUUCAUACUAGCAAGCUCCUGACCGCAAAUUAUAUUAUUCCCCUGUUUAAAGCAUCGCCAGUUUAUAAUCUAUCGUAUCACCAUCAAAUUGCUGGUAAUGUAAAUUCUGGAAAGGCAUCACCGGCUAAUAGCGAUAUCACCAUCAGAUCAAGUUUUUUCGAUCCAAAAUCACCAAAAAUUCAUCAAAAUUCUUUGUCAACAAGUAAUCAUGGUUCACCUUUGGAUCCAAAUAAAAAUCUAUCCUCUCAAUUAGAUCAACAAUUGCAUCUUGACGUGUAUAGCUCUUAUCGCAAUUCGAUAGCAAAACUUAAUUGGGGUGCUGAUCGAGAUUUUGCAUUAUUUCACCUAUUUCUCGAAAAGGCAUUUUCAAAAUACGCCGAUGGUGAAAUAAAUACAGAACAUGAAAGCUGCAAAAAAGAUCAAUUGUUAAACCGAAUCUAUACAGCGUUGUCAGAAUAUAUUGAUGUCAACAAAAUAACAUUGCAGUGGACUCGAAAUCUACAAGAAACUAGAUGUUUCGUCAAAAUGAUCAAAAUGAGUGAUCCUGGCUCGUUCAUCCUUAUCAGUAUUCCUUCUUUGAAAAUUAUCUUAGAUAGAUUACAUGGAUUUUUCGAAAAUAACCAGAACCCAUUUUAUUUAAAUAUCCUCUUGUUUUUGUGUAAAAGGCCCCGUCCUCUACGUGGAGAUGAUAAUCUCGUUAAUUAUCUGCAUCACAAUUUUGAAAAUAUAAAGAUUAUCAAACCAAUAUCGAUAGGAACUUCAUUCAGAAAUUUUACUUCCAAUAUUGAAAAUUAUUCCUUUGAUCCACAUCUUUUUGUCGGAAGUUUUGAAGACGACCAUAAAAAUUCACUUUCAUUCGAUGAGGCGACUAAAAUAACUCGCGGAAUAACAAACCUUUUUGCAUAUAGUUUCACUCAAUCCAUAUAUGCGAGCAUUAUUCAAAAACGAUGCGUUGAUCCUAGUGAUCUAAGAAAAGCGAUUGACACUUGCGUAGAAGUACAUACUGUUGACAUAGAUAUAACUGGAUAUGUAAAUGUUCAUCUUCAAGCUGCUCGCAAAAGCCUUGAUGGGGACGAGGAAAUAGAAGUUAAUCAAAAAUUCAUUACCGUACUCGGUCGAUAUUUUGAACCUGCUACCUUCAUUGAUCCAGAAUUACAAAACAUAUAUUUUUAUCGAGCACCGAUCAAAAGAGCAAAUGUACAAAUUUCACAGAGCCCAGAAAAGGACAUGGCUCCAGAUCUCUUGGGAAAUUUCGAGGAAAUUUUUACCUGCGCAGAAAAGCCGCUCUUUAUCAGAUUAGAAUGUACAUUCAAGAAAGCGGCAGCGCCUGUUCUUGAUACAGAAUUUCAGUUAAACAAAGAUUUUCUAUUGGAAGACGCACAUGUUCUUGAUACUGACUUUCAGUUACAUAAAGGAUAUCAAUUGGAAGAUGCAAACUUCGUAAAAUUUACAGUAUCAACUUUACCUACCAGUUACUCAUGUACAGUAGAUGGGAAAUUUUAUGACUUUUCACCUAAGAAUGUUGGUACUGAAGAGUCACCUGUGGCUUCUACUGAUGGGACUACUGCAACUUUACACAUUAUUUGUUUGACUUUACCACCUUUCAAUGAGGAAACUGUUGAUUUAUCAUCAGGGUUUAAAGAUAUUCAAAUAGACCGUUAUUCUAGUCAAUUUGAACAAGAUAAAACAAGUUCAAAUUUUAAAUUUGUGCUCAGCCAAGAUAAAAUAGAAGCUUUAGAGGAAACCCAAUCGCGUAUCGAAUGGCUGUUAAACGAAGAAAUAUUGCAUGGACUCUUAAAAUCUCAUCCAUUCGACAGAACUUUAUUGAAAUAUGUGCAAAUGCAGUUGGAGAGUAAUAAUCAAUUUCUAGAUUAUCCAACCGCCAUCAAUAUGCCUUUAUCUUUUGUCCGUCGAAAGAAAGGACAGGAAAAAUUCUUGCAAGAAUUCCAAAAGGCGGAUAUGUCGCCUUAUUUACUUAACCAAGUCGAAGAUUGUUUCUAUCUAAGCGAGAGUGCUGAAGUUGGUGAAUCAUCCUCAGAAUUGACCAGAACUCUACCGGAUACCUCUAUGGAUAGCAAUCCAAUAAAUGAAGACGUACUUGAACACUCUCCUUUAAACAAUGACCUAAGUCAAAUAGAAUCGAAUGAUACUGUAUCGAGCUCCACACAAAAUGAAAAUAUAUCUUACAAUGACUCUGAAUAUACUUAUAAUGGAGGUGACGAACUGUGCGGAGGUCUUGGAAUCAGUUUCGGUUCUCCUGACACAACCAUUCCAAAUACUGCUCAAAAAAUUUUUAAUUCGCUAGAUAAAAGAAAUUCUUUAGUGAAUCAAAAAUUCUGGCUCUUACUUGUGCCACAAGAGUUUAAUAUAGUGAUUUUUUAUUACUCAAAAAUUGUUACAGCUGCCGAACGUAAUGAAAUUAUAAAAUAUGUUCAAAAUUGCAUUGAAAAAGUUCUUAAACGAGUAAACCAAUUGGUUUUACUGAAUGAGCUCCAAGAAACACACCGUUGCAGCAAAUAUUUAGUGGCGCCACCUGAAAAAACAGCCGAAUCCAUAUCGUCAUCUUCAUCGGAAGAAAGUGAUACAGUUUCUGGUGCUCAAACAACGGGAAUGGAUGCUAGUGUUGGCUCGUUCGCAACUUUAAAUCAAUUUAAACCCGGACAAUUCGAAUGUCCUUUAGUGUUUAGACAAACUUUCUUACUUCAUCGUAGAUUACGACCUAAUCAUGCUCUCAAUAGUAUCACAUCAACAGUUCUCGAUCCAUUUGCUAUCACCAAUAGAAAGCAUAUGUUUGUAAUUCCAAAAGGAGAUUACAUAGUUUAUCUUAAAUUAUCAGAGAUAGGAGUGCCAACUGUCCAGGAAUUUGAGAACACGAUCGAGGAUUCAAACACCAGAUGUGGAUAUUCACCAUACAUUCACUCCUCAUUUAUUGGCGUUAAUAGUAAUUCACAAGAAAUUUAUUCAACCACUCCAAUUAUUGGUUCAGAUGACAAUAGAAGGUCUCCAUCGAAUAAAAGUGCUAGUCCUCGGACAUCUAAUACCGUUUCUCCUAGUUCAAGGAAAACGGGAACUGCACAAUCUCGCAUCUCUAGUGAAACACGUGAAUUGUUAAUGGAAGUUUACGGAGUAGAUUUGCCAGGACGUGAAAUUACGGAAGAAUUAGUGAAUUUAUUGGAUAAUAAAUUAACUAAUACUGUCACUCUCAAUGUAAUCUCCAGCUUUCUCGCAAGAACUCGUAAUGCAAAACCAACUUCUGCAGAUGUGGAUUUCAUUUUACCAGUUCUCAAGGCGCCCACGCUUAAAAGAAUGCUAAAAAUACCGGGUUCAGUUAAAAAUCUUUAUGCUCUCUUAUUUUUUUUCAAACAAAAUUUGUCGAGUUAUCUAACUGUCUUGAAUGGCCCUGAUGUGAUCAACACUUUACAUCGUCAUCACAUUGUAAAAUAUGGUAUGGAAAUUUUGAAAAAUUGGAACGUCGAAAGUGGAAGGAAAACUAUGUCAUCGGCAAUUGAUAUUUAUCUGGGUGAAUUUGCAUUUUAUUACAAUUGCGUUCAAGCAAGAGUUCAAUCUUUCGAAAUCGCAAUAGGCCAAGGAAUAUCCGGUAUUUGUUUGACUUUAAUGAACCAAAAUGGCAGACCUGUGUUCGAAAUCUCUCCAUCAGAUUCUAUUAUUGAUGAUGUUGAAAGUAGUAAAAAUGAUGGUAAUGCUGAAAUGAUUAAGAUCGUCAAAGCUUUAUUUGAUGAUCUAGAUCACAUACGUCUAGAUCCUUCAACAAGAAAUACCAGCUUUAAUGGUAGUAAUGAAAGCUCAUACAGUAUACUUGUUGAAAUGUGGUCACAAGGGAAUCUUAAUUCAGACACGUUAAUGGAUAAGAUCGAGCGGAGUUUUAAGCAAACUCUCUGCGACUAUUUCAUUGAGUUAUCUAUAAUAAAAGGUUUAUCGCAUGAUACAUCUCUAGAACAAAAAUCAUUAAAUUUGGAUUCAAAUCAAUCUGCAUCUACUAUUCAACAUAAUUCAACAACACAUCUUGAACUUCACAUCCAAAAAACUUUUAUUGAACCAUCUUUGAUGAUACUCAAACAAUCUGCAGAAAUAGAAAAUCCAGCAAUAAAAUCUUUGGAAAUGGCGGCAGAUAUGCCUUUCUGGAUUAUGGAUGAUUUUUUAAGGGAAAUUUAUGAAGUUUUAUCCGAAGUACAUAACAACUUUUUUCCUAUUAUUUUAAGGAGAACAACACCCUUACCAGAUUUAUGUGUAACCGACGUUCAGAAUCUCUAUGAAAUAUAUCACCCAUCAAAGACUUUCGAAAAAAGAGACAUUACUUCUGCCUCUUAUUCUAAUCAGUAUUUUUUGAUCAGUGGUAUUAAGGAACUUUGCAUGCGAUAUGGGUCUUCAAUUAAAUUAUCUGAAGAUCGUCGAGGUAGUUUAGGCAGUGAUUUCUCAAUUUCGCGUAGAAGUUCUAUUGAAGAUUUUUCACAAAUCACUGAUGCAAAUGAAAAGAUUGGAUCGAGUUAUCGAAAACAGAAAAGUUUUUCUGAAGAUUCCGUAAUGUUUUAUGCGAGUGGAACUCCUCCCAUGACAUCAUUUGAACAUAAUAAUGCACAGAUUUCGUCAGAUAUGGGUCGAUCUUGUUUUUUAAUUAUGUCAAUCGAUGGCUUCACUAUGUCCGUUUAUACUUAUAAUUUACAAAAACAUUAUAGUGAGCAAAUAUUCACUUCAUUGAAAAAUAUUUCAAAUUGGCACAAUGAUCGCAUGCAGCUAUUGAAUAAUAUACUUCAUCAAAAAAUGGGGUUGUUUUAUCAUAUUGAUAGUAUAUCAAAUAAUCAAAUUCCUCCAACUUAUACGCAAUUCCCGAGUACUCCACACACUCCUCGCAUAGCUCCUUCACCUAUGCCAGGCUCUUCUGCAUUAUUCAAUAAUACUCAGAAACCGCCGCAUGUUGAGAAUCUUUUGAAGAUUCAACAACAACAGCAACAUACUUUAUCAAUCUCGUCACCGAUGGCAACACAGACAUCACCUAGAUCAGGAAUAAUAGCUCAAAAUAUUGCAGAUUUAAGUUAUAUUAAUUCGCUAAUUCGCGAAAGAUUUCCACAACGGCCUGCUAAUGAUAGCCGAUCAUCGUCAUCUGAAGAAACAAAGAGAACAACAUCAAAUCAAAUAGAUAUCCGACACGAUUCAGCGUCAACAGCGGUUAAUAAUUCAGAAUUAGAAAAGAUAACAAAUAAUGUUCCUUCGAUAUCUAUAUUAGAAUUAAAUGAAGUACUUAAAGAUGCCUUUGUUGAAACGAGAGUCGAUAGUAUUGACGGUAAUGAGCGAGAUGCACUUUUACGUCAUGGGCCUCCAUUUAUGAAGACUUGCAUUCGUCAAGUUAAAGUUUCACAGGCGCAUGAAAAUGCAUUCAAAGUUUAUAAAAAAUGGGUAAAAAGAUAUCAAGAAGGGGAAGAUACCACCGAAAUUCAUACAAUCGCACGUUCCGAUUUAGCAAUUAUAUUUAGAACCUCACGUAUUUUACAUUUUUGCAGAACUCCUCUCCUUUUCGGAGGAACUCCUACUAAUCGUAUUCAAAUAGAAUCGAUUCUAUCGCAACAUAAACAACAAAGAUUAAAUAUUCUAAGUUGGUAUCAAACCAUGAUUGAAACUUUUCUAAAAAAGUAUGCUUCAUAUCUUGAAACCAUUGGCAUGCAAAUUGUAAUCUUUGGCAAAUCAGAUUCGAGUUUAGUUGAUGAUGGGAAUAAGGGAUUUCCAUCGUUUACGUCUAAAUUCUUAAUCUCUGAGAAUACUACAAUUGAUUGCCCAGCUAUUUUUCUAUUGAAGGCACUUCAGGGAGGUUCAAUUAUGUGUGAAGUUAGAAUACAAGGAGGAUUUGUAUGCGUGACACUUUAUACACUCAAUCGAGGAUAUGGACGCUCACGAGUUGCCGCGCCUGGAUUCGACAUUAUAGAAGGUGAUCGAAAUAGCUUGAAAAUAUUCACGGAGGAAUGUGGUCGAUUUAAGAAAUUAAUACAUGUCAAUUCCUUUGUUUAUGAUUUUCAUUUGAAUUAUAUAAAAUAUAUUCUGGAAAGCCAAAAAAAUGUUUCAGCGCCAUUCAGUAUCUUGGAAUUUAUCAAAGCAUUUAUUAAUGUAUACUCUCGACCUGCAAGUUAUGCAGAAAAUCGGAUUUAUUAUGAUACGUUUGAAAAAAUGUCUUCAUCAAAAGAACUUUUUUCAUAUAUUGCAAAAAAUCCACAGAGAUACGGAUUUUUUGGAAUCACUUUUGAAAAUGAGCCUAUAGCUUGCUAUAAAAAUGACUUCGACCAACAUCAAUUUCAUGAACAUAAGGAAGGACUUACACCUUUUGGAAAACAACAUAUAUUUAUCUUUACUCACGCGGAUCAACCUCCACAACCAGAAAAAUUAGUAUUGGAAUAUUUUAUUAUUGUAUUAAACCAAGACGAUAAUUCAUCAAAAGUUACUCCUACACAAGAUCCCUCUCAACGUAUCGAUCAUGAGGAAGAUCGAUUUAAUCACAUUAAAUACGCAAGAAAGAUUCUGGAUUCAAUUGUUACCAAGGCUAUUGAAUUCGAUAGGCGUGAUACGCUAUGGCGUCAGUUAUAUAAUAUAAAACCCGGAUCUAUGGCAGGACAAAUGAGCUGUGAAGAUUUUUUGGAACUUACACAACGAUGGCGAGCAAGAGAACUGAUUACAAUCAAUCCUGAUUUUAAGCAAAUUCUUGAACUUUCACUCGAUUGGUUUGACGUUCUUAAUUUUCUUAGUACUUAUUAUAGAAAUGAUGCUCGGGUACUGCACGAAAAUUCCCGUCGUCAUUUGCUUAUUUUCAAUCCACAUAACCACGAUCUUUUAAUUCAAUUUGUUUUCAAUGAAGAAAAUAGAGAGUUAAUUGUCAAUACAGUAUGUCUAGAGGCAAUACCCAAUUUUGAAGGAUUUGAACUUGAAUUCGCUGGAGAUAUUUCAAGGACCAUAUGUUAUAUGGUUUGGGAAAAGAUGGCUUCUCGUUAG